AAACGAACUUGGAAACACCGCGGAGGGAGAAAGAGGGAGAGAGCGAGAGAGAAACAAACUCCCUGCAGUUGUGAACGAAAGUGUUGCGGUGCUCGGCGGCUCUGGACGCAGACACACGGCGGCAACAAACACAUCGGCGUGUAGUGAACAUCUUGCGGACCAAAUCCACGCAUUUCCUCCGUCCCGGGAGACACAUGGAAGUUUAAACUUCGCCUCAAACUUUCGACUGCGCUUCUCUCUUUCAACCGGGACUCGGUACCACACACACACACACACACACACACCCGUCGGUGUGUCUGUUGGCCUCUAAACCGACGCGUCUGUCCGCACAUGUUCGUGCCCUUUUGUCGCAGAAACAACCAGGUGUUGAGCUGCUGACCGCCCGCUGCCUGGCUCUCAUUCCCCGGGGUCCUGCGCCGGUUACGUCGGUAGUUUUCCUGUGAACGGACGGUGACGCACGGACUUCUUUGGCGCUAGUUACCAGCUUUCGUGCAACUGUUCUCAGCGGACAACAGCAGCGAGGAGCCGCCGCAGGAGGAGCAGCAGCAGCAGGACGCUCAUGGAUCCUCCACCAGGAGAGAGCGAGCUCCGGCGGAGGAGAAGGAACCCCGCUGCGCUCAACAGGAGAAAACCACCGGUGGAAACCAUGUACGCCGUCGGUAUUUUCUGCCUCCAAGUUCUGUCCAUCCAGGCUGCUUCCAUCCAAUUCACUAAGGAACCCAAGUCCCAGGAUGCCUUGCAUGGACGCAGUGCCAUGCUCCGCUGUGAGGUCAGCGAUCCGGCUGACAUCAGUUACAGCUGGCUUCACAAUGGCCAGCCUCUGGAGAACGGCGAGAGGCGCUUCCAGGAGGGCAGCAACCUCAAGUUCACCGCAGUGGACCGGCGACUGGACGCAGGAAACUUUGAGUGCGUCGCAGAGAACACGGUCACAGGAGAGGUGCUCCACUCCACCAAUGCCUCCUUCAAUAUCAAGUGGUUGGAAAGUGGUGGUGUGACUUUGAAGGAGCACACCUCAGAGGGAGAGGUCGACAGCUCUGCACCAGUGACGUUGCGUUGUCAUAUUGAUGGCCACCCGCGGCCGACGUGCCAGUGGUUCAAGGACGGGGUGAAGUUGACCGAGAAGAGCCAUCAGAUCAACAACAAGGAGAGGACACUCACCUUCAAAAGCGCCAGUCCAGAAGACAACGGCCUGUACUAUUGCUGUGCCAAGAAUGCAGCGGGCCACGUCUGCAGCAAUAGCAACUACACUCUUAACAUCAUAGAUGAGAGUUUUCCUCGCGCAGUGGUCACCCCCGAGGACCAAGUUGUGUUGCGAAACGAGGAGGCCAUGUUUCGCUGCCAGUUCACCGCCGUGCCAGCACCUGCUUUGGAGUGGUACCAUGAAAACGAGCUGCUCGCAAACAAGUCUCGUGUGAUUCUGCGCCCCGACGGCACACUUGUGAUCACUCAAGUGAAGCCCAGGAACACGGGGACCUACAAAUGUGUUGGCCGUGGCCUCAAAGGAUCCCAAGUUACUUUGGAGGCCUCGCUCCUCAUAGCUGAGUUAGACGACAUGGUGCCUAAGAUGUCAAAGGUGUUCACAGCAGACACCCUACAGAGGGUGAGCUGCCGACCCCCGCGCGGCAGACCUGAACCCAAGGUGUGGUGGGAGAGAGGAGGUCAGCGAGUGCCCACAGAGGGUAGAGUCUUCCAGGACGGCCUGGACCUGGUCUUCAGUCCUACAGAGGAGGGAGAUUCGGGCAUCUACACCUGUGUGGCUCAGAAUAAGGCGGGGCGCAGAACACAAGAGGUCACGUUCACUGUGGCUACUGCCCCUGUGUGGGUGAUGAGGCCUCAGGACAGCCACUUAGAUGAAGGUAAACCAGGUUACCUUCACUGUCACGCUCAGGCCAACCCUGAACCUGAGGUCACCUGGCUCCGCAACAACAUCAUGAUCACACCUGAGGACUCUCGUUUUAAGCUGUUCCCAAACGGCACCCUCAGGAUCAACAACGUCGAGGUGUACGAUGGACAAAUGUACGGCUGUGAAACCAAGACAGUAGGCGGCCGACUGUCUGGACAUGCUAAAGUUACUGUUCUUGAGAAACUUAAGUUCACCCCGACCCCCCAGCCUUCUCAGUGCCUGGAGCUGGAUAAUGCAAUCACCAUCCAGUGUUCUGCUAAAGGCAGAGAGAGCCCCACCAUCCGCUGGACCAAAGCAGACGGAGGCGAGCUACCGCCGCACGUAGAGCAGAGGAACGGCCAGCUCCACUUCACCAAAGUCACCCGAAGUGACGCUGGCAACUACACCUGCAUUGCGUCCAACAGCCUCCAGGGGGAGAUAAGAGCCUUGGUGUCCCUCAUCGUGGCCGUGUACAUUCGCUUUAAAUUGGAGCCAGAGAAUACAACGGUGUACCAAGGUCAAACAGCCAUCCUUCACUGUCAGGCCACUGGUGACCCAGAGCCUCACAUCCACUGGAUGGUUAAAGACAAGAUGCUGGACAUCAGUAAGAACAGGAGGUUCCAGACGAUGGAUAAUGGUUCGCUGUUGAUUAGAGAUGUCACAACGGAUGACACGGGCAGAUAUACCUGUGUAGCCGGAAACAGCUGCAGCAUCAAAGACCGCGUGGCUCAGCUGUAUGUAGUGGCAGACAAACCAAUGAGUUCCAAUGAUUUGGACGAGGACAAGGCUCCUUACAAGAUGAUCCAAACCAUCGGCCUGUCGGUGGGAGCAGCUGUGGCCUACAUCAUUGUAGUGCUGGGUCUCAUGUUCUACUGCAAGAAGAGACGCAAUGCCAAGAGACAGCAGAAGGGCCAGGACGGAGAGGAGCCAGAGAUGGAGUGCCUCAAUGGAGGAGCUGUUCAACAAAAUGGCCACACCACUGCUGAGAUCCAGGAAGAGGUGGCACUCACCAACAUGGGUACCAUGGCAACAACGGAGAAACGGCACAGCCAUGUCAACAACGAUAAGCUCCACUUUCCGAGGGCAAACCUGCAGACAAUCACCACUUUGGGUAAAGGGGAGUUUGGUGAGGUGUUGCUUUCCAAAGCUAUGGGUAUUGAAGAGGGCCAGGAGGAAACUGUGGUGCUGGUGAAAAGCCUGCAGACCAGAGAUGAACAGCUGCAGCUCGACUUCCGCCGCGAAGCUGAAAUGUUCGGCAAGCUGAGCCACCCCAACGUUGUCCGCCUGCUGGGCCUGUGCAGGGAGGCAGAGCCUCACUACACCAUCUUAGAGUACUAUGAUCUGGGAGACCUGAAGCAGUUCCUGAGAAUUUCCAAAAACAAGGACGACAAGGUCAAAUCUCAGCCCAUCAGUACCAAAACCAAAGUUUCCAUCUGUGCUCAGGUGGCUCAUGGGAUGGAGCAUCUCUCCAAUCACCGCUUCGUUCACAAAGACCUCGCCGCUCGAAACUGUCUGAUCAACAGCAACAGGCGUGUCAAGGUGUCAUCGCUCAGCCUCAGCAAAGACGUCUACAACAGCGAGUACUACCACUACAGACAGGCCUGGAUCCCACUGCGCUGGCUCCCAUCAGAGUCUGUGUUUGAGGACGACUUCUCCACUAAGUCUGAUGUGUGGGCUUUUGGAGUGUUGAUGUGGGAAGUGUUUAGUCACGGGGAAAUGCCGUAUACUAAACUCAGCGAUGAUGAGGUGCUGGAAGGUCUGAAGACGGGGAAGCUGAAGCUUCCCAUUCCAGACGGAUGUCCCUCCAAAAUCUACAAGCUCAUGGUGCGCUGCUGGGCGCUGAGCCUCAAAGAGCGCCCGUCCUUCACCGACAUCGUCCACGCUCUGGGAGAACUGCCCUCUGACAGCAAAGUCUGAGAGAACAGUCACCCCCCCCCGACUCCAGAGAGGAACUUUUUUACCAAUGUCGUUCCCUGGAGCCAAACAACAGACAGAAAUGCUGGAUACAAGUCUCACAUUUCAGGGAAGAGGGUUGAGGAAAAAACACUUAAUAUAUGCAUUUCAAAAACGUGUGUGUGUGUAUAAGACUUCUUUUGCUAUAUCAGUGGGAACACAUGUGCGUGAUGGCUUGUGGUAAGCAGUGACAGGAAUUUACGUCUGCCUUGGAUGACUCUCCCCUCCAGUUCCUGUCUGUGGUUUUAAUCGUGACCCUGCCUGCCUGCCUGUCUGUCUGUCUGUAGCCGCUCUUUCCCAGAGACACUUUGAUUCAUGGAGCCUCACAAACCUUUAGUGCCUCUAACCCUCUUACACACACACACUCACCUAAAUUUCCAACUGCGUUGUGGGGAUUGUAAUUUGCUCGGAUUAAAUAGAAAUUGGUUGGAAGUUGGAAGAAGAAAACCCCUGAAAUUUAAGUUCACUGCUCUGUUAAAUCCUCAGUAUUUGCUUAUAAAUUGAAAAAGAGCCCUGAAGAAGAAAGUGUGGGAUAUAAUGUGACUAGAGUGGACUUUGUUUCCUAAAUAUUCCGUCAUUCAACCACACUCGAGUUGAGUGAGACUUUUUCAGCUGCUCUGCUUGAACUUACAAUCCAGUCAGCUGCUUCCUGGGUCCAUCACCACCACCACCACCACCUUCAGUCUGGAGGAGACACCAUCUACUCUGUUCAUCAGGGACUCGCCACCUUUCUCCAGAGUGUGUGUGUGUGUCUGUGUGCAUGCACACCACUCAACUCGGUGAACUUUUGAAGUGGAAGUGGGUUUCUACGAAGGUCUGUUCAAUGUUAUAACGACGCUUCAGGAACAAAAAUCUACUACAUAGCCAAGGAACAUGAUGAAUGGAUGAGACUGUACAAGCAUGGGCUUUGUACAUUUGUAAUGAGUGUGUUCUGUUCUUGUAUUAACUUUGAGGUGCUUAUCGGUCAUUACCCGUGGGUAAGAAUACCCAUUAUUCCACAUUACUAUCAUCAUGUCGUCUCAGUUGCAGGGACGCAGCUGUUGCCUGCAGCGCUAUCUUCAGAGGUCCAAUCACAGUUUCCCCUCCCGGUCCACUUGUUUUUGUACAAGGUUGCAAAGUGGACCCGCACACCAGGCAAUGUGUACAUAAUGUAGAAGCCAUGCACUAACUUCACUUAAAGGAAUAUUCCUCUUUAUCUGUAUCAUGUCAUGUAGAAGGACUUGCAGGUGCCUGUUUAUUUAUGAUGAAGGUCCUGUGUUGUUUUUUUGUGUGUGUGUGUUUUUUUACUAUGCUUAUAAUAGAAAGGUACUUUCUCUGAUGGUAUGUGUAUUCAUUCUCAUGGUCCAUCAGUGUGUGUUCAAGCUGUCAACCAGCUGAAUAUGCUAACACAAAGUACAAAGGAGGUCAAAAAGAGUGACUGCUGGUCACAAGUACUCAUGUAAGUGCCUGGUAAAUGAAAUGAAGGAUUAUCUUAACUGUUUCCCUCUUUUUUUACAUUAUCUAAUCAAAUGCAAUGGCCUGUGUUUAUGAACUUGGUUUUUUUAUACGUUGUUUUUAGUGUAAAGUCUUGUUUUUAUGAAUGCUAGGCACUCACACCUAGGCCUCUUUUUUAAUCUGCUUCAGCAAAUGUUCACAAUAAUCACAGAUAUACACAAAAGUAUACAUGCUGCUGUCAAUAAAGGUUCACAGUGUUUUUA
Messenger RNA from Solea senegalensis (Senegalese sole), 5532 nucleotides. It is a transcript of the gene ptk7b, whose product is annotated as protein tyrosine kinase 7b. The coding region runs from base 560 to 3799 and encodes 1079 amino acids. Gene Ontology annotation, molecular function: protein kinase activity; ATP binding; axon guidance receptor activity. Lineage: Eukaryota; Metazoa; Chordata; Actinopteri; Pleuronectiformes; Soleidae. Gene Ontology annotation, biological process: synapse organization; homophilic cell-cell adhesion; protein phosphorylation. Gene Ontology annotation, cellular component: plasma membrane; axon; neuronal cell body. The record is from RefSeq and is a predicted model, not a curated record. The transcript has 20 exons.